UCCAUCUCCUUCUCUCUCUUUCUCUGCAACUUCCUUCUCAAUAUUUGAUGUGAUUCUCCAACCUUUACAAAAGAGAGAAAGCUGAACAAAACCAUGGUUUUCUCAUCUGUUCCACUCUAUCUAGAUCCACCCAACUGGGCUCAGCAACCGAAUCAGCAAGCUGGAGCUACCACUACUGAUCCCAACCCGCAACUCCCACCACUACCACCGGCGGCGGCGGGUGGUGGUGGUGGUAUAGGGUCGAUUAGACCUGGUUCAAUGGCUGAGAGAGCCCGGUUAGCCAAGAUUCCGCAGCCUGAGGCGGCUCUCAAGUGUCCAAGAUGUGAAUCCACCAACACUAAAUUUUGUUACUUCAACAAUUACAGCCUGUCGCAGCCACGUCACUUUUGCAAGACCUGCCGCCGGUACUGGACUAGAGGAGGCGCUCUAAGGAACGUCCCCGUUGGCGGAGGUUGUAGGAGAAACAAAAGAAGCAAGGGAAAUAAUAGAUCAAAGUCUCCUGCUGUAUCAGACCGCAGUCAAACCGGAUCAAACCCAUCAUCUAGUACGGCACUUGCCUCCACUAGUUGCACUGAUGGAAUAGGCCACAUGGCCCCCGUGGUAACCCCACAAUUACCACUUUUACCGCCUUUACAUAACAUUGGUGACUUCAAUUGCGGCGAUAUUGUAGGAUUGAAUUUUGGGGGAAUUCAGCUUCAGCCACCGUUGGCGGUAGCAAGCGGUGGUACUAGUGGUGGGUCUGUGUUAUCAUCUGGAUUAGUGGAGCAGUGGAGACUGCAACAGUUUCCUUUCUCGAGUAAUAAUUUGGAGCCUUCAACUGGAUUAUACCCCUUUGAAGGAGGAGGGGUUGAACCGCCAAGUUAUGGUCAGCUCCGGUCUAAGCAAUUGGACAGCAGUGCUGUUAGUGUCCCUCAAUUGGCUAGUGUGAAAUUGGAAGAAGCUCAAGGGGUGAAUUUUUCAAGGAAUUUUUUGGGAUUAUCAGGAACAGAAAAUGAGCAUCAAUUCUGGGGUGCUGGCAAUGCAUGGACUGACCUCUCCGGUUUCACAUCUUCUUCCAACAGUACCCAUCUCUUGUGAUUAACAAAGUAAUACCUUCUCAUUUUUCUUGGAAUCACCACAGGUUUCAUCAAAGAAAAGUCGACUCAUGAAUCAUGAUAGAUCAGAAGUCUAAAUUGGGGAGGAUGAGAAGGUGAUGAUCAUGACCUUCAUCAAUUAAUUAAAAGAAAACUUAGAAGGGUAGGCUUUAAUUCUCUUUUGUUGUAUUCCUAUAUGGUUUAAUUUUGUUAGUUAGGUCUAUGUGUUCAUGACAUGAAGGGCUAAAAUGUUUAUUUAUUUAAUCAAAUGAAUUGUAUAACUAAGUGUUUUGGUCCCUAGAAUUAAUGAAAGUGUGUGCAACUUCUUUAUAAGUCCAAUGUGCCAAUUAUAUUGAACAUGUUUAUGAUUGAAGGAGUUUUUUUUAUUUAGUCCAAUAUUAUUGCAGACUUUCUUUGCUUCAGAGAUCAAUUCUAUAUCUUCAACACUUUAGCGAGAUUAUGGAUUUUAUGAAAAUAUGUAAGAGUUUUACUUUCUCUCUCUUGCUUGCUUGUUUUCUUUGCACAUGCAAGAUGCAGAAAACCCUAACUAGGGACGAGACAGAAGAAGAAGCACACGCGCAUCCUGAAAUUAUUAAGUUUCCAGAACUCAAGCCACUGCUUUUUGAGGCAAUACAGUACUAAGUGAGCCAAUUUCCUUUUCUGCUGCUUUCUGUUUUACCAUCAAAGCAUUCAAGUCUUGAAAUGAUGGUGGAGUCAUUGCUGCCAUGAUUCAGUACUUCCCUUUAAUCAUCCUCUUUGGCAAAUAUCGAACUCCUAGAUUCCCCUUGGUCUCGUGUUAUUUAGGAAUUUUUACCUGAGGUUAGUUAUUUUUUACCAACCCAAGAUAUAAAAAGGGAAAACGUUG
This is a messenger RNA of Rubroshorea leprosula, 1938 nucleotides long. NCBI's taxonomy places the organism in Eukaryota, Viridiplantae, Streptophyta, Magnoliopsida, Malvales, Dipterocarpaceae. The record is from the annotation of a GenBank genome assembly.